AUGAGCCUCGUCGCCAUCUAUCAAGUGCUCUCCGAUGACGUCCUUCUAAUGGUGGCCGAGAAAGAUUAUACCAAACUAGCGCGGAAGACGCUAAAGACAAUGUAUGUUGGAGUGGAUAGAGUCAAGGAGGCAAAACUGCAAACCUUGAAGACACAAUUUGAGGUGAUUUGUAUGAAGAAUGGGGAAUCGAUGGAUGAUUUCUCCAUGAAAUUAACAACCAUCGCGACUGGUAUUUGCUCAUUAGGAGAGAAGAUGGAGGAGAUCUUCGUCGUCAAGAACUUCCUUAGAGUUGUACCACAAACAUACAUGCAGAUCAUUACAGUGAUUGAGCAAUUUGGUGACCUCAAGAAUAUGACCGUCGAGGAUCUGGGAACGGUGGAAAUAACCGAGGUGGUGGUAAAAGGCAAGGUUGAGGACGAGGUCAUGCAUAAAGUUCACCUCGACAAGAAAACACCAAGCCUCGCAAAGACAAAGAGCACAUUGAAGUGUUACGCUUGUCAAAAGUACGGGCACUACGCGUCUGAGUUCCCUAAUAAAAGGCAUGACGAUGAGGCAAACCUCACUAGCUUCUAUGAAAAGGAGUCUGCAUUAAUGUUUAUUGAGGGAAUGAUGAAUGCAUUGCCCGAAGACAAUGAGACAAACCUCGAAGAGUUCGUGCAAGAGUCGUCCAAAGAGGAACUAGAGGUGGUGAUGUUCAAUGAAAAGAAAGUCAAGGAGAAACUUCUCGCAAGUGGCGAUGAGUAUAAUCAGACCGAUGUGUGGUACCUUCACAAUGGAGCAAACAACCAUAUGACGAGCCAUCAAGAGAAGCUCAGUGAGCUCGACAAGAAAAUCACCGGAAAUGUGAGUUUCGAAGACGGAAACAAGGUGCAUAGGUUUCCUGAUCCAGCUUGCGGGAAAAUUUGUAUGAGUAAUGAUAUCGUGUUCGAGGAGGAGAAGAAGUGGUAG
Messenger RNA from Impatiens glandulifera, 948 nucleotides. RefSeq lists its product as uncharacterized. The transcript is spliced from 2 exons. The record is from RefSeq and is a predicted model, not a curated record. NCBI's taxonomy places the organism in Eukaryota, Viridiplantae, Streptophyta, Magnoliopsida, Ericales, Balsaminaceae. Bases 1 to 948 code for a protein of 315 amino acids.